Molecule: messenger RNA, 1484 nt
Organism: Copidosoma floridanum
Lineage: Eukaryota; Metazoa; Arthropoda; Insecta; Hymenoptera; Encyrtidae
Molecular function (GO): NADP binding; flavin adenine dinucleotide binding; N,N-dimethylaniline monooxygenase activity
Source: RefSeq, a predicted model, not a curated record
UUAUGUCAAACGUUGGUUUUCGCAACCUCUUUUACAGUAUGGAUGGUUUUUAAUAAAAUUCGCCAUUGGUAAAAAUAUAGAACCAAUAGGCUUUUAAUUCUGCAUUGCUGUCGAGUGUAAUAAAUACAAAAAAAAAAAAAAAAAGAGUCCGAUUUUCGCGAGAGGAAAUGGAGGAAAAAGCAGUAGAAAUUAUCCUCAAGGUGUGCGUCGUUGGUGCUGGCGCAGCUGGUUUGUGCGCCGCGCGACAUUUGGCGGCAGAUUCGAAACAUUUCGAGUUCGUGGUGUUCGAGAGACAGGGCGAAGUUGGAGGUACUUGGACGUACAACGAUCGGAUUGGACUGGACGAGGAUGGACUACCGGUGCAUUCUAGCAUGUACAGGGAUCUCAGAACCAACCUACCGAAAGAGAUAAUGGGCUUCCCGGAUUAUCCGGACAUAAAAGGUGGCGCAGGAAGUUGCGUAUCGCACCGCGUUAUUUUGGAUUACCUGAAGAGCUACGCCACUCAUUUUCAACUGCGCCAGUACAUUCAGUUCCAAACAGUGGUAGAGUCCAUAAAGUUGAAAGACCCGAGCAGCGAAAAAUGGCAGGUCAGAGUGAGAAACGUCGGAAACGAGAGAACCGACACUCUGGUCUUUGACGCCGUGAUCAUUUGCAACGGACACUACUCGGACCCUCGCAUCCCCCGAAUCCGGGGCCUCGGCGAUUUUAAGGGCCUGACGAUGCACAGCCACGACUACCGGUACCCGGAGUUUUUCGCCGGCAAACGCGUGGUGGUGCUCGGCGCCGCCAGCUCGGGGAUCGACAUCGCGACCGAGUUAUCUCGGAGCGCGUCGCACGUCCACUUGAGCCACGACAACGACAGAUUGGCUGGAAAAGGCGAGUCCUUGGGGUUCGAGGAGGUGGUUGGCAUCGACGGGUUCGCCGACGAUAAGUUCAUCCUUAAGGACGGAACGUCUGUGGCGGGCGUGGAUGCUUUGAUACUCUGCACGGGCUACAACUUCACGUACCCCUUUCUGGACGCCAGUUGUGGGGUGAAAAUCGACGACAACUACGUGUCGCCGCUUUACAAGCACCUCGUCAAUGUCGAGCACACCAGCAUGUGUCUCGUUGGCUUGCCCAUGACCGUGGUUCCCUUUCCGAUGUUCCACAUGCAGGUGAGAUACUUUAUCUCGACGCUGAGGGACAAAAGCCGAUUGCCUGCGGUUGGGGUGAUGCUGGAGGACUCGAGGUUGAAGGCGUCGGAGAAGCGCCACGCCCACAAGUUGGGGAACGCUCAGUGGGCGUACAACGACAGUUUAGCCCGGGAGAGUGGUGUCGAGCCACUGCCUGGUUACUACGAGCUUGGCUACGCGGCUUGGUGGAAUCUUAGAAAAGCGCACCUCAUGGAUUACAAGAGUUUCGAUCUUUUUGUUUCGGCGGACGGGGCGAGGGUGGGCAUUGUGGUGCCAAGAAGGGACGAAAAAAAACAAUCAAUGACACCCUAG